This is a messenger RNA of Bolinopsis microptera, 1302 nucleotides long. Its product is annotated as peptidyl-prolyl cis-trans isomerase-like. The transcript is spliced from 7 exons. The record is from RefSeq and is a predicted model, not a curated record. Gene Ontology annotation, cellular component: intracellular membrane-bounded organelle. NCBI's taxonomy places the organism in Eukaryota, Metazoa, Ctenophora, Tentaculata, Lobata, Bolinopsidae. The coding region runs from base 77 to 958 and encodes 293 amino acids. Gene Ontology annotation, biological process: protein folding; protein peptidyl-prolyl isomerization. Gene Ontology annotation, molecular function: peptidyl-prolyl cis-trans isomerase activity; RNA binding.
UGUGAUCAGGACUCACUGUAUAUCUAUAUAGUUACCCUAGUUACCCCCUAGUUAUUCCUAGUUACCCCUAUAUAGCAUGGCGAAUAAGAAGAUACUGUACGUAGGAGGGCUCGCUGAAGAAGUUAACGAGAAGGUUCUACAUUCAGCUUUUGUAGUGUUCGGGGAUGUGUUGGAUGUGAAUAUUCCCAUCGAUUACGCUACUAACCAACACCGAGGCUUUGGGUUUGUGGAGUUUGAAAGUGCUGAAGAUUGUGCCGCUGCGUUAGACAACAUGAACGAGAGCGAGAUAUAUGGGCGUACUAUAAGAUGCAACAUCGCCAAACCCAUGAAAAUGAGUGAAAGGUCAAUGAAGGCAGUGUGGAGUGAAGAUCAGUGGAUUCAGGAGCAUCAGAGUAAACCUGAGAGCGACAAUAUACCGGUGGAGAUAGUGGACUCCAAUAAGCAGGAAACUGUAUCUAGGAAGUCUAAACCUCAGGUAUACCUAACGAUAAAGAUAGGUAAACAACAAGUUGGUAAGGUAAUAAUUGAGUUGAGGUCGGAUGUGGUUCCUAUGACUUGUACUAAUUUUCUCGAACUCUGCUCACAUGAAAAAGGUUUUGGUUACCGGGGGAGCAAGUUCCACCGUAUCAUACCUGGAUUUAUGUGUCAAGGUGGAGACUUUACUAACCACAAUGGCACUGGGGGUAAAAGCAUAUUCGGGAAAAAGUUUCAAGAUGAAAACUUUGUUUUAAAGCACACAAAGCCGGGUACGAUGUCCAUGGCUAACUCAGGACCCAAUACUAACGGCAGUCAGUUCUUUAUUUGUACCGAGAAAACUGAGUGGCUUGACGGAAAACACGUGGUCUUCGGCGAGGUAAUAGACGGAAUGGAUAUAGUCAGACAGAUGGAGGCUUGUGGAACUAAAGAUGGCAAACCUUCUAAACCGGUUGAGAUAGUGGAUUGUGGUGAAGUUAGCUAGUGAACCUCCUCCACUACUACUAAUACUGCUACUCUUCAUUACCUGAUAGUUCACAUUUUGGUGAUCUACUGACGAGAAUAUAUCAAGUACACCAACCCCUUGUUAUUGAGUUGACUACAGUUAAACAUUUUUACAAUAACUGCAGAGGUUUCAGAUUUGCAUACUACUAGUAACUGCUAGUAACUAUUAGGAACUGCUAGUAACUACUAGUAACUGCUAGUAACUACUAGUUACUGCUAGUAACUGCUAGUAACUUGGAGAUACUACUUACUAUGAGAAACAGAAUUCUCUGAACAUUUACAACUUUGCUGGAAUAAUUUUAAUAAUAUGAUAUAUUAUGAUAA